Molecule: messenger RNA, 2292 nt
Organism: Cryptotermes secundus
Lineage: Eukaryota; Metazoa; Arthropoda; Insecta; Blattodea; Kalotermitidae
Product: mitochondrial pyruvate carrier 4
Exons: 4
Coding region: 100-480 (126 amino acids)
Biological process (GO): pyruvate import into mitochondria
Cellular component (GO): mitochondrial inner membrane
Molecular function (GO): pyruvate transmembrane transporter activity
Source: RefSeq, a predicted model, not a curated record
GUUGACUGAGUGUAAAGUCAGUGGUAUGGUGUUGCGAAUUCUAAGGUGGUCUAGGUUACAGUCGUUACGAGAGCAAACAGGAUAAUUGCUUGUGCAGAUAUGUCUGUUAUUUAUAGAAAUGCUAUUGCUAUCGCCGAUAAGUUCGUGCCCCCGAAACUUCAACCCCUAUGGAACCACGAAGCAGGUCCAAAAACAAUCUUCUUCUGGGCUCCAGCCUUCAAAUGGAGCCUUGUUAUUGCUGGAUUGGGGGACCUUGCUCGCCCAGCUGAGAAGAUCAGCAUCGCACAGUCAGCUGCUCUUAGCGCCACGGGCCUUGUCUGGGCACGCUACUCCAUGGUCAUCAUCCCCAAGAACUACAGUCUGCUUAGUGUCAAUGUGUUUGUAGCCCUGACUGGCCUGUAUUCGCUGGCAAGAGCAGUUAAUUAUCAAUAUAAUGUUAAGGGCAAGGACGUAACUGCAACAGAAACUGUCACCAGCUAAUGAAGUCACGAUUCACACCGAGACAAAGUUUUUAUACAUAGAAACAGCUGUUCAAUCAAGAAGCGGAGAGUUUGACUUUUACAUAGUUUUAACUUUGCCAUAUAGUGUUGUUAGUGCACACUUUUAGAUUACAUUAUACAAUUAAAAUAGCAGGUUAAAUUGUUGUUACAAAAUGUUAAGUUUCAAAUUUUUUAAUGUUGUUGAUUAUGUAUAUUCUGCUGUGCAGAAAAUUAAGUAAAAAAUACUGAAGUAUGUUAUAAUAUACUGGUAUAUAUUUAUUUUUAAAUAACUUGAGUUUUCAACGUUCAAACAUGUUCAUACAGUUUCAUUGGCAUGUAGGUAUAAUUAUUUUAGUUUUAAUAUUUUGAGAAUAUAUAUAAUAGAUCUCGGUAAAAACUUAUAUAUCCCCCAUAAAUAACCUUCAAAUUCGAAUACUCACUGUGAAAUACAACAUAUCGAUAUGAAAUGUAAAUCUGCUUUAUAAACCAAAGCAAUAAGAUUUAGAUGUUACGCAAAUUUCAAAAAGUAAUUACAAGUAUGUGCCAUGUUGCCUUCUAGCAUACUGAGGUUAUGCUCUCCUACAUAUGUCUCAGUUCUGCAUAAACAUGUAAAUCACAUAAUGUGUUCACAACAGUAAUUGUUUAAUUAUUAUGAGUUAAUAAUUUUAGCCUCUUAUGGUAAACUUGUGCCAUUUUACUCACCAUUUUGAUCUGUGUGGAAUCUCUAUUGAAGACACAACUUGACUGACACUGACUGGCUGCUUCAUCAAAAAAUGUUUUUGUCAUAUUUUGUGCUGCACUAAACUCACAUAUUCACCAGAAUAGAUUUCAAUAUGUAAAAGUUCUGAAUGAAUUGUUUGUUAAGACACAAAAAAUGUCAUGAUUUUCUAGCACAGAUCUUUCACACUUCAAACACAACUCCACUAGUUUUCUGAUUGUAACAUCAGAUGGCAGUCUGCUGCUUCUGGACAUAAUAGUGAAAGAAAGACAAACUAGAAUAAUCGGUGAUCGAGAACUCCAGAAGGCACAGAUAUUUGUCACAAAAUUUUAAUCUCAGAAUAGCAGCAAACUACGAAAUCAUCGUGGAAAAACUAAUAUACUCUGUGAAGUUGUCCCUACCCCAUCAUGAAGGUGUGUGCAGGAAUGGAGGUGGUCUACCAUUCUUAACCUUGGCACUGGAUAGAGGCAAGUGGUCAGCUUUAUGCUCUGGCCGCUUUAACCCCAGGCAAAGAGCCCCUGGUACCCAUUACAGUGUUAUUGUAUUUAAUAAUAUGACAGUAAUGCAUUCUUUUAUUUUUAAAUGUAAGUGAAUUACCAGGGGCAGUCACUUGGUUCUAAUUUCAUGUUACUAAGUGAUUAAUGAGACAACCUAACUGAGAAGGGAGGCACACAAAGAAUAGAACAAGGUUGAAAAAGUUUUGCAAAAGCACUGGAAUGCUCCUAUGUUGCAGAACCGAUAGAGACAAUUAAAUGCUUAUUUUGAGAAGUUCAAGACAUGCAACAAUGAUCCUCAGAAAUCCAGAGUUAAGGAGAAGGCAUUAAGAUGGCAAAUCAACUGAAAUCCAUAUGGACAAAUUGUCAUUCUGUCAGUCACAUGAGUUGUUACUACUGUAGUUAUGAACUAAUUAAAAACAACUAAAAAUUUCAUGCAUACAAAUUGUUACAGUCUUUAACAGAUGUCUCCAAUCUCACCAACUGUUUCAAUGGUAACCGUUGACAGGCAUGAACCAAAAUGACAGAUUUAUUUAUUUAUUUACAAGUACAUGAUAAGGAUUAAAUAUAUGAAAUAAAAUGUGUCACUGAUUACAGCCUC